Molecule: messenger RNA, 4823 nt
Organism: Rhipicephalus microplus (southern cattle tick)
Lineage: Eukaryota; Metazoa; Arthropoda; Arachnida; Ixodida; Ixodidae
Product: epoxide hydrolase 4
Molecular function (GO): catalytic activity
Source: RefSeq, a predicted model, not a curated record
CGCCUUUGGGUACAUUAAUAAUGGAGCAUUGCGGUGAAGCGUAGCUCGUAGUGCAGAAGGCCCCUUUCAAAGCUCGCCACUUGGUGCUCAACGAUGGCGUUCAAAACUCUGCGUCGGGCCCUGAGCCAGCUGUUGCUGGUGACGAUCGGCACAUGCCUGGGCCUCUGGAUGUGCCUGAAGAUCGGCGUGCAGCUUCUGUUCAAAGGGAAAUCUAUACUGACGCCCAAACAGCGUCCUGAAGAGCCGAUCUGUCUACGCGAUCCUGCCUUGGGAUCACACGAAUUCGUCUCGUUGGAGGAGGAUGUGACAUUGCACUAUGUGUCAGCUGGCAGCCGUGACAGCCCGCUAAUGGUGUUCCUGCAUGGCUUUCCAGACACGUGGUACACCUGGGAGAAGCAGAUACGGCACUUCCAGAAGGAUUACUGGGUGGCAGCUGUGGACAUGCGAGGCUGUGGGCUGUCCAGCAGGCCCCAGCAUGUCGAGGACUACCUCUUGUCUCGAUUAGUCGACGAUGUCAAGGAGCUCAUUUUGUCAUUGGGCCGGAAGAAGGCGAUUGUGGUGGGCCACGACCUAGGCGGCAUGAUAGCCUGGGUGCUGGCCACUAAGCACGAGGACAUGGUUGACCGCCUGGUGGUCAUCAACGGCCCUCAUCCACUGGCCUUCCGCUACCAGCUGGAGAACAGCUUUGCACAGAUGCUCAAGUCGUGGUACAUGGUGAGCUUCCAGAGCCCCAAACUGCCCGAAGCAGUGCUCAAGGCAAACGACUUUGAGCUCAUCGACAAAGCUCUUGGACCAUCACAGGCGGAUGUCAAGGAAGUUGUAAAGCAUUCUUUCUCACAACCAGGGGCCGUGACUGCGGCCAUAAACUACUAUCGUGCCCUGUGGCGAAAAGACGAGCGCCUCCGAGAUCUGCACUUCCGCUACCUCAACACUCCGACGCUCAUCGUGUGGGGCCAGCGGGACCCCUACCUGACGCUCAAGCUUGCCCAACUCAGUAUCCUACAGGCUUUCGGCCGUGUCGAGUACUUGGCCGAUGCGGGACACUGGGUGCACAGGGAGCGAGCCGAACGGGUCAACGACCUCAUGCAGCAGUUCUUCAAGAACACCGAGGCCCUCUGCUAGAAUCUCAACACUACGGGACGUUUUCUGUGCGAGUGCAUAGUUGGUAACGGAAGAGUGGUGUCAUUUGCAGACAGUUCUGGGAUUCUUCAAACAUCUAGCAUCACUGUCCGUAACUUACUGAAGAGAUGUGAUUCAUUUGGAUGCAGCGUGUGCCAGUGUAUAAGUGUAGGCCUGCCACUACAACUCAGCGAUAGUCUCUAUCAUCUGAAAUUGUCUCUCUGAUUGAAAGUGUGGUUAGCAGACAGUUCGGACCAUAUAUGCGUGUUGUUUGAUCUAAUGGGUUGCAGACAAACUUUGCUGGUGCAGAGUCUGAGGUGUGUGCAGCCUUCUGACAGUUUUACUUUCUUACGGUCAGCUGCAAGUGGUCUCUACAAAUUUCUUGAUAAGCGUCAUAGGUAUUGGUGCCAUGUUUCUGUGUGGUGCAUGUCAGAACCUAAACUAGUGCAGCUAUUUUUGGCUGCCGUCUAUAAAUUUAGAGGCUCAUCUUGAAAGAACAAUGAAGGUUGCUCCAUGCACAAAGCAUCCGGUGACUAUUUAUCUUAAUGGGGGCAUAGUUAUUUUCCUUCACCAUAUUUAAUUGUAUAGAACCGUUGAGUAUAUUUAUGUUUUUCAAAAUGUUCUAAUUAUGAGGCACCUGUGGUGUUGGACAAUUUCUAAUAUUAUAUUUAGAUCUUUGUGCCAUUAAGUGACCAAAUAUGUAGUGUGCUAUGUUUGUGUGGGUAACAAUUGAUGUCACUAAUACUGAGUUUUUUCUUUCAUCUCUUUGCUAUUGCAUAUAGUAUGGACUGUUGGACUAGGUAUAGUGGAACCCAUUUAUAGCAAACUCCAAGGGGCCACGAUAACUGGUUGUCGUAUCAGUAGUUCGUUGUUGAUGGACUCUCCCUUAAAAACAUGCACUUAGCGCCCAAGCUGUUUUUUUUUUUCUGUGCAUGUUUAUUAAAAAGUGCUAACAAACUCUCUGGUGACAAGAUAGGCCUUUUUGUGUGUUCAGCCACGUCCGAUGCAUUCACUAGUGCAUGGAACCUCGUUUACAAUGAACUCGUGGCGUUCCACUAAAGCGCGGUAUACUACCACAGGUCAGAACCGAUCGCAUGCAGCACCAUUCAGGUGACGGACCAAAUCUGCAUUUGGAGGCACGGACGCCAUAUGGGUUCACCUCGUUGAUUCCCGUCGUCCACGUGUCUCGCGAACAGAUCAGCCCAAGCUGUUCUUCCCAUCAAGAUUCCGACGACAGAACGCCACAGCUUUUGGCCAACCAGUGGGCUGGCAGCCAGUACACUUUUCAUCUGCUCGAGCCGUACGGCUGUCUUUGUAGUGAAUUUCAGGUCUGCUGUCUUCGCAGUGAAUUUCAGGCCUGUUGGCACUUAGUUCACUUUAUUUCUGGCUUCAUAGUCUAAGACGAUCACCUUGACAUAUCUACACUUUUAAUGAGCGUUAAUUGGCAGGUUGGAGGGUAGCAGGUAAGUUGUUGCUGUAAUCAUUGCAGACACGGGAUUCUGCGGCAGGCAAAGUGGCGAUGUUGCCAAAGAGGUAUUCUCGGAACCCGGCCCUUGUUUGAACACUUAUAUUAAGGUCAAGAUGCGAACCAAGACAAGAGAAAAUAAUGUGCAGCAGUGCAAUGUGCACUCUGGUACCUGUUAUUCGCAAAGAAAAAAAGAAGUGCCGAUAUCAUCUCUCAUCACUGUACUCUCCCUUUCUAUGUGUGGCCCCACAUGCAACAACAGCGCAAGGUUAACCUACAGCAGCAGUGAAGCAAAUUUUUAUUCCCAUACAGCCAUUCCACCAACAACACUGUUUUCAAUGAAACAAUUUACAGUCCUCGAGAAUGCUCAACAAAGCUAAGCGAGCUUGAUAUUUUCUUGGCUCACAUGUUCUUGAAUACUCUCCAACUGGUCUGUUGGUAGUUGGUGCAGGUGAGUGCAGAGGCUGUGGUGGAGAGAAAUCUCUCUGUUCUCAUUUCUGUCGUGUCAAUCCAUUUGAGAUAAGCAGUCCGCGUCCAUGACAAAUCUAGAUUCAGUUUGUCAUCUCGGCUCUGGUUGCAUGCCGGGCCAUUUCCAUUUGCAGUUUAAUGUAUGUGCACUGUUUUGCAUUCUUUGUGCACGCUUCAUUCUUAAUCAUGCUCGGGUACAGCAAAUAGCCUGUUAGUUCAACUCUAUGAAGACAUGCAUUUAGCAAGCAUUGUGUGAGCAGCCUCGCACAAAGUGACAGUGGCGAACUUGCGAACGGCAGCAUGGCGCACAUUGUUGACGAUGAGUAACAGUAGCACGUUCGUUGUCACCGGCCACGAUCGUCUUCGCUCUUUUCUAAUGCUUAUCUAUUAAGACAUCACCGUAACCGCGGAAGUCAUUAUUAUUGAUCGAGCAGUCUCUGUAGUAACCUCUGCAGAAGGCCUUUUGGGGCACUUUGAGGUAUGGGCGAGUUGUGUCACAGUGAACGUUGAUGUGAUAGAAAGUCUCUGCUUCUUGCAUUUGUGGCUUCUUGCAUAUGAAGGCAUUGUUCGGUUAGUAUUUGGCGGUCAUAGAUGCAGAAAACGGCGCCAGAAAAGUUUGCCACAUGAAAUGCGACUGUAAGCCUUCUUGCUACCUCUUACUUUUUUUUUUUCUCUACCGUUUUGCCAUUGAAGAAAUGCCUAAAAGUAAGCGAGCUCAUGCUCAGUGUCUGAAAUGUGCAUGUGGUGCUCGCUGCCAUGGAGUUAAUAUAGCAGACUCUUAAGUAAAAGCUCACUAUAGGGCCCAUGCAUUAAAACCUAUGACCACUCGGCUGCCGUCAUGAUGAAACAGUACUCGGCAUUUGGCUUUAGUGCACUCACGCUCACCACUGCAUGCUGAAAUGACCCCUGGUAUUUUUUGUACUUCAUGGCUCUCAUUUGCAUCGCAGUAAGAGACUGUCGGGUAAAGUCGAGUUGUUCGCUCUUGACAACAAAUAAUACGGACGACGAAACGCUGUAUACGACAUGGCUGACCUGGAAGCAAGCCAGUGCAAUCGGCCGCAUAACCAUGCUCUCAAGUGCUUAUACGGUACGAGAAUGAUGACAUUGUCUAGUGAACAAACCUGGAAACACAGUUUUUUUGGGGGAAGGGCAAUAAAUUUCAUAUAGGGUCAGUGCAUUUGUUAAAAGUACUGUUGAUGUUAACAUCAAAUAAUUUCCAUUCAUUUCUAAUACAAAAACUCUUGUUUACUAUAUAUAUUCCAAGAAUUUGCUCAUAUUCAAAUGCCAUAUUUGGCACUCCUGUAAAUAAAUGUGAUGGCCACAGUGACAACAAACAUGCUUUUCCUUGGUUAUAGCUUGAUCGGUACAGCUUUUCCUCUAGAGUUGGCAUAUAAACUCUGUGCUCGGUACGAACGACUAUAGCUUCGAUGCAAGUAAACUGCAGUGGGGCACACGCAAGCGAGUGCCUGUUAUUUGAUUGUUUUUAUUAACCUUUAUAUGCGCCAUAUUUUUACCGCAACCCUGUCUGUAGUGUUCGUUUUAAAGUAGGAGGCUUUGUAAAAUGUUCACUGUAAGUAGACCAGCAUAGAAAAAUUGUUAGUGCACUAAAAUAUGGUAGUUAUAACGGGUAUAUCAUUAUAUCUGGGAUUGCUAUAAUUAUGUUUGACUAAAUAAUACCAGUGAUCAUGAUUUAUUUUUAAUAAUGCUGCCUUAGGUAUAUUUUAAGAAGUAGAUGAUUCAUAUGAAUAAAAACAUUGUGCAACUGCCAUAA